GGGAAACGUUUCUCUCGGAAAAGCAACCUUGAGGUGCAUCAGAGAGUCCACACGGGAGAGAAGCCUUACCGGUGCUCUGUGUGCGGCAUGUGCUUCGCGGGCCGAUCAUCCCUCGUUUACCACAUGAGGGGCCACACUGGGGAGAAGCCGUUUACCUGUAGGGAAUGUGGGAAAGGUUUUGCCGACCAGUCGUCCCUCCUCUACCACACGAGAGGCCACACCGGAGAGAAACCUUACAGCUGCCCAGAUUGCGGGAAGGGUUUUGCCAGCAAGUCGUCCCUCGUUUGCCACCGGAGGACCCACACGGGCGAGAAACCUUACCAGUGCGUGGAGUGUUUGAUCAGUUUUGCCGACCGAUCGGGACUCGUCUGUCACGAGAGGGUCCACACGGGAGAGAAACCGUACGCCUGCCAGGAGUGCGGGAAAUCUUACUCCAUCAGGUCCUCCCUCAUUUACCAUCAGAGGUCCCACACGGGAGAGAAACCGUACAAAUGCUUGGAGUGCGGGAAAUGCUACUCGGACAGGUCGUCCCUUGUUUACCAUCAGGGGACCCACACAGGAGAGGACCGCUUCAAAUGUCUGGAGUGCGGGGCCUGUUUCGCUCCCAAGCCGCCCCUUUCACGGCGCCACAGAGUACAGAAUCCCAUUCACUAUGAGACGUGCUCUUUCUUUCUCAAAGCCAAGUGCAACCACUUGAAAACCUGA
This is a messenger RNA of Elgaria multicarinata webbii, 705 nucleotides long. Its product is annotated as zinc finger protein 3-like. Lineage: Eukaryota; Metazoa; Chordata; Lepidosauria; Squamata; Anguidae. The coding region runs from base 88 to 705 and encodes 205 amino acids. The transcript has 2 exons. The record is from RefSeq and is a predicted model, not a curated record.